This is a messenger RNA of Propithecus coquereli (Coquerel's sifaka), 3149 nucleotides long. RefSeq names its product lon peptidase 1, mitochondrial (gene LONP1). Gene Ontology annotation, biological process: protein quality control for misfolded or incompletely synthesized proteins; chaperone-mediated protein complex assembly; protein catabolic process. NCBI's taxonomy places the organism in Eukaryota, Metazoa, Chordata, Mammalia, Primates, Indriidae. The record is from RefSeq and is a predicted model, not a curated record. Gene Ontology annotation, cellular component: mitochondrial matrix. Bases 82 to 2964 code for a protein of 960 amino acids. Gene Ontology annotation, molecular function: ATP binding; ATP-dependent peptidase activity; ATP hydrolysis activity. The transcript is spliced from 18 exons.
GCACGUGCCAGACGUCACGCGCGCUCCAGCCCGGCAGACGGAAAUGACGCAAGUUGUGCGCGCCGCUAGUAUGGCCGGGCUAUGGCGGCGGGCACAGGCUACGUGCGGCUGUGGGGCGCGGCGCGGUCUUGGGCGCUGCGGCGGCCCAUGCUGGCCGCCGCCGGGGGGCGGGUCCCGGCUGCAGCCGGAGCGUGGUUGCCCAGAGCCCGGCGGGCCUGCGACGCCUCCUCUCCUUGGGCGCUGUGGGGCCGAGGACCGACGACCGCGGGCCAGUGGCGGGGGUUUUGGGAGGCGAACAGCCGCGGCGGCGGUGCAUUUUCGGGGGGCGAGGACGCCUCCGAGGGCGGCUCGGAGGAAGGGGCCGGGGGCGCUGGGGGCAGUGCGGGCGGCGGGGAAGGCCCAGUCAUAACGGCGCUCACGCCCAUGACGAUCCCCGACGUGUUCCCGCACCUGCCUCUCAUCGCCAUCACGCGCAACCCGGUGUUCCCGCGUUUUAUCAAGAUUAUCGAGGUUAAAAAUAAGAAGUUGGCUGAGCUGCUAAGAAGGAAAGUUCGUCUUGCCCAGCCUUAUGUCGGCGUCUUUCUAAAGAAAGAUGACAACAACGAGUCUGACAUCGUGGAAAGCCUGGACGAGAUCUAUCACACAGGGACGUUCGCCCAGAUCCACGAGAUGCAGGACCUCGGAGACAAGUUGCGCAUGAUCGUCAUGGGACAUAGAAGGAUUCACAUCAGCAGACAGCUGGAAGUGGAGCCGGAGGAGGAGGAGGAGGUUGAGAGUAAACAGAAGCCCCGGAGGAAGGCGAAGCGCGGCAAGAAGGAGGCGGAGGAGGACCUGAGCGCCAGGCGCCAGCUGGAGGCAGCGGUGGAGCCUGCCUCUGACUCCCCCAGCGAGGUGCUCAUGGUGGAAGUCGAGAACGUCAUCCACGAGGACUUCCAGGUGACGGAGGAAGUGAAAGCCCUGACCGCCGAGAUCGUGAAGACCAUCCGGGACAUCAUCGCCUUGAACCCUCUCUACAGGGAGUCCGUGCUGCAGAUGAUGCAGGCUGGCCAGCGGGUGGUGGACAACCCCAUCUACCUGAGCGACAUGGGUGCCGCGCUGACGGGGGCCGAGUCCCACGAGCUGCAGGACGUCCUGGAGGAGACCAACAUCCCCAAGCGGCUGUAUAAGGCCCUGUCCCUGCUGAAAAAGGAGUUCGAGCUGAGCAAGCUGCAGCAGCGCCUGGGGCGGGAGGUGGAGGAGAAGAUCAAGCAGACGCACCGCAGGUACCUGCUGCAGGAGCAGCUGAAGAUCAUCAAGAAGGAGCUGGGCCUGGAGAAGGAGGACAAGGAUGCCAUCGAGGAGAAGUUCCGCGAGCGGCUCAAGGAGCUGGUGGUGCCCAAGCACGUGAUGGACGUGGUGGACGAGGAGCUGAGCAAGCUGGGCCUGCUGGACAACCACUCCUCGGAGUUCAACGUCACCCGCAACUACCUGGACUGGCUCACGUCCAUCCCGUGGGGCAAGUACAGCGACGAGAACCUGGACCUGGCGCGGGCGCAGGCGGUGCUGGAGGAGGACCACUACGGCAUGGAGGACGUCAAGAAGCGCAUCCUGGAGUUCAUCGCCGUCAGCCAGCUCCGGGGCUCCACCCAGGGCAAGAUCCUCUGCUUCUAUGGCCCCCCCGGCGUGGGCAAGACCAGCAUUGCCCGCUCCAUCGCCCGCGCCCUGAACCGCGAGUACUUCCGCUUCAGCGUCGGGGGCAUGACUGAUGUGGCCGAGAUCAAGGGACACAGGCGGACCUACGUGGGGGCCAUGCCCGGCAAGAUCAUCCAGUGCCUGAAGAAGACGAAGACGGAGAACCCCCUCGUCCUCAUAGACGAGGUGGACAAGAUCGGCCGUGGCUUCCAAGGGGACCCGUCCUCGGCACUGUUGGAGCUGCUGGACCCCGAGCAGAACGCCAACUUCCUGGACCACUACCUGGACGUGCCUGUGGACUUGUCCAAGGUGCUGUUCAUCUGCACGGCCAACGUCACCGAGACCAUCCCUGAGCCGCUGCGGGACCGGAUGGAGAUGAUCAACGUGUCUGGCUACGUGGCCCAGGAGAAGCUGGCCAUCGCGGAGCGCUACCUGGUGCCCCAGGCCCGCGCCCUGUGCGGCCUGGACGAGAGCAAGGCCAGGCUGUCGUCGGACGUGCUGACCCUGCUCAUCAAGCAGUACUGCCGGGAGAGCGGCGUCCGCAACCUGCAGAAGCAGGUGGAGAAGGUGUUGCGGAAGUCGGCCUACAAGAUCGUCAGCGGCGAGGCCGAGUCCGUGGAGGUGACGCCCGAGAACCUGCAGGACUUCGUGGGGAAGCCCGUCUUCACGGUGGAGCGCAUGUACGACGUGACGCCGCCCGGCGUGGUCAUGGGGCUGGCCUGGACCGCCAUGGGAGGCUCCACAUUGUUUGUGGAGACGUCUCCAAGGCGGCCACGGGACAGAGACCCCAAAGGCGACAAGGACGGCAGCCUGGAGGUGACCGGCCAGCUGGGGGAGGUGAUGAAGGAGAGCGCCCGCAUCGCCUACACCUUCGCCAGGGCCUUCCUGAUGCAGCACGACCCGUCCAACGAGUACCUGGUGACCUCACACAUCCACCUGCACGUGCCUGAGGGCGCCACCCCCAAGGACGGCCCGAGUGCUGGCUGCACCAUUGUCACGGCCCUGCUGUCGCUGGCCAUGGACCGGCCCGUCCGGCAGAACCUGGCCAUGACUGGUGAGGUCUCCCUCACGGGCAAGAUCCUGCCAGUCGGUGGCAUCAAGGAGAAGACCAUCGCGGCCAAACGCGCUGGAGUGACGUGCAUCGUCCUGCCAGCGGAGAACAAGAAGGACUUCUACGACCUGGCGGCCUUCAUCACCGAGGGCCUGGAGGUGCACUUCGUGGAGCACUACCGCGAGAUCUUCGACAUCGCCUUCCCGGAGGAGCAGGCCGAGGCCCUGGCCGUGGAGCGGUGACUGCGGCCCCAGGACUGCUGUUGGCAAUGACAGGCCCAGCCUGGGACACACGUGUGAGGCAGGGGCGCGCAGGCCUGGCAGCUGAGCCACCAGAGGCUCAGCCCGGUGGCCUGGGUUCAGCCAAGGGACCUCAAUGACGGCUUAAUCGGAGUCUGCACCUGUGCGCUAUUUAAUUACGAUUAAAG